Trypanosoma cruzi is the source of this 693-nucleotide messenger RNA. RefSeq names its product mucin TcMUCII, putative. The record is from RefSeq and is a predicted model, not a curated record. The transcript has a single exon. Bases 1 to 693 code for a protein of 230 amino acids. NCBI's taxonomy places the organism in Eukaryota, Euglenozoa, Kinetoplastea, Trypanosomatida, Trypanosomatidae.
AUGAUGACGUGCCGUCUGCUGUGCGCCCUGUUGCUGCUUGCCCUGUGCUACUGCCCGUCCGUGUGCGUGGCAGAAUCUGCUGGGCAUACUGAAGCUGAAGAUCGUGAGGCUGAGGCUGAGGGAAACGGCACCAGUUUAUUGCAGCCUUUAUCAAUGACUAAGUCUGAAGAUGAAGAUAUUGGAAAGGCUGCCAGUCCACAGUCCCUUGUACCAGAGGGACCACCUAAGGAGAUCGGUAACGCAGGGUCGCCAAGUAAGGAGUCUGGUGCGGAACAGGAAAGAGAUGCCGGAGCGGGACCGAGUUCGACCGAUGUUGUACCGCAACCAAAAGACGCAAAGAAUGCGGUACAGAUAAAAGAUAGUGGCGAUACGACAGGGUCACAAAAUAGCAGGAAUACACCCGCAGAAGAAGCAAAUCAGGAAGCCGAAGAUCCUGCCGAGACAACUACGACGACGACUACAACGUAUGCACCAACAACGACAACAACCACUACAACAAAGGGACCAACGACGACCACGACGACCACUGCGCCAGAGGCACCAAGUACUACGACUACAGGGGCGCCAACCACGACGACCACCCGCGCACCGUCACGUCUUCGCGAAACUGACGGCAGCCUCAGCAGCUCUGCGUGGGUGUUUGCCCCGCUGCUGCUCGCCGUAUCCGCGCUGGCGUACACCACUGUGGGCUGA